AUGGCGGAGAACAACGGUGGCGCCAACCAGAAGCGCUUCAGCGGGGACGGCAACGAUGAUGCUGCAGCCUACAAAAUAUGGAAGCGGUGGGCGAAGGCGGCGAUCGUGGUGCAGAAGGUCGCGCUGGCGGUAGAGAACGUGGACUUGGCAGAGAUCAACGCCAAGUCAGGUGAGGAGCUGGUGUUCGAGCGUCUUGAUGAGAGAUUCCCUGACAAAGUUGCCGCAGACCGCCUCGGGGAGGCUAUGGAGGAGGGCUUCAGUCUCAAGAUCCAGAAGCAGGAGACGACGGAGGCCUACACGGGCCGUGCUCAGCUGGUGUACGCCCGGCUGGCCAAGGAGGGCGUGGACCCACCGCCAGUGGCGCGAGGGUACCUGAUACUGCGAGGUGCUCGACUGGGAAGUUUUGGCAGAGCCAGGAUUAUGUCGGCGACGCACAGGAGCUGGCACGUGGAUGAAGUCUGUACGGCGCUGAGGACGGCGUUCCCGGGAGUGCCAACGGAGACACUCGCGCAGGCCACGUAUGCGGCGGAAGAGGAGCACGGCGAGACCGAUUUCCCGCAGAUGCUGGAGCCCUACAAGGACGAGGGUGCGGAGGACGACGUCACCCGGGAGAUUGACGCGAUCGUCCAGGCGGCGGAACCGAUCGAUGAGUCAGAUGCUGUGGAGAUCCUGGCGACGUGGAAGCAGACGCGAGUGGCCAUGAACAGGGAGAAGCUGGAUCGAGGUUUGAAGUGCUUCAGGUGCAAGAAGAUAGGUGACUUCAAUAAAGAUUGCAAAGAGCCGAUGCCGGCUCACAGCUCGCAGAUGGUAUUCGCGGAGUGUGUGAAGUCCGACGGCGAAAGGGUUCAGGCAGUCCAAGAUUUGCAGGCGUCCAACGAGCGGGAGAUGAUGAUGGCGGCCGAGCAGGACAUCGAUGAGGAGAUCAACAGCAUCCUGAAGGUCCACGAGGACAACGUCCUGGCGACGCUCAUCCAGGACGAGGACGGGAUCACGGAGAAGAAGACGACGACGGAAGGUACGGUCCUCGGGGUUACUCACUCGGACGGGUGCUCUGUGCCGGACACGGGCUGCUGCAAGUCCCUGAUAGGCGCGGAGACGCUGAUGAAGCAUGAGGCGGCGACGGGUCAGAAAGCUCGAUGGCUGAAGGAUGCGAAGCAGAUGCGGUUCCGAGGCUUCGACAACAGCGUGCAGGAGUCCAUCGGCGCAGUCGAGCUCGACUGGACGGUCAAGGGGUACACGGUGACGUUCGUGGUGCAUGUGGUCCAAGGGCCGGCUGGCUUCCUGAUGAGUGAGCCCGACCUGAAGGCGUUGGGUGCGAAGAUCGACCUCGAGACGGACACGAUGUAUCCGAAGAAGCUCGACCUGACGAUCCCUCUGAACGAGACAGCGGCAGGGCACUACGAGAUCGAUCUCAUGAACAAAGAGAAGAGGUCCCACAGGCAGGCAGGAUUCCAGAGAGGCAAGAGGUCUCGACAAGACGACGUCAACCAGGCCGACGACUACAACGCGAUGUGGAAACAUAUUGUCGAGGACGAGCCCUACUGGGUGCACAUGUGUCCCCUGUGUCGCAAGCUUUCGGUAUUGCAGCAGUGCACACCUAUGGAGCGACGCGUGGACAGGGCACAGCACUUGUCGGAUGUGAGGUGGACGGUGAGUCUACUGCAUGUAGUCGUCGAGGUGGCGAUCUACCAGCUGGAGCGGGGCAGACAUUUUCUGUAUGAGACCCCACCAAGGUGUGCGAGCCUGCAGGUGCUGGUGAUGAAGCAGCUGCUGCAGCUGCCAGGGGUGUAUGUGGGUGUUGCGAGUGGCUGUGCGUUCGGACUACGCUGCCCAGACACGCUCAAGCUGAUGCCAAAGAGCUGGAAGUUCGUGACGUCGGCGCCGGAGGUGGCGUGGGCGGUACAGAGGAGGUGCAGUGGAGGACACGAGCACCACCACACCGAGGGCAUGCUGAAGUGCGGGAUCAAGCAGUCGGUGUGCAGCCAGCGUUACCCCAGGAGGCUGGUGGAGGCGAUCAAGGCAGCGUACGAGUUUUACUGUCCAGAGUGCGAGGGGAUGAAGUGUCCGAAGGUGGCGAUGCCCAGCACUCCUGCAGAAACCAAUCUCCCACUCAAAUAUGCGAACAUGGACUGCAAGGAUAUGCCCGGAUGGAUCUCCGGGGAACGGAUCACGUGCCUUGGGAUCGUCGACGAGGCGAGCUCGCUGCACCAGGUGGAGCCGAUGAUCGGCAUGGCGGAGACCUCGAAGAACCUGACAGACACGUUCAGGCAAGCGUGGGUCCGACCCUACAUGAGACCGAAGAGGCUGAAGGUGGACCCGCAUCGGGCACAGGUGAGCGACGAGUUUACCAACUGGUGCGAACGCCAAGGGAUUGAGGCGGCGGACGCGGCAGGAGGCGCGAAGGAGCAGAAUGGCAAGAUCGAGCACCACAAUCAACUGUUCGAUCCGCGAGCUCAGCAGGCGCGGAUCAGGACCAUCGCUCGCAUGAAGCUGCUCAUGCAGCAGGACAAGCUGACGACGAGGCGAGCGUUGGAUUCUCGCCCAAGAGUCGUGGUCAAGUACCAGCCAAGUGACAUGGUGGCGGUGUGGCGCAUGAUGCGGAACAAGGGUAUCCCAGGCAAGCGGGCGCAUCACCGUUGGCGGCCAGGUAUAUACAUGGGCGAGGUGCGUGGCAAGUACUGGGUGCUGGUGGACCUGGAGCACUACAGCGGCCAGAGGUCCGAGGACAUCACUGGCGGUGAACGACUGCCAGAGACGGAGGUGGAAGCGGAGCCGGGCGGAGACCAGAGCGAGACAAACAGGCAGCAUAUCGGCGGCAUCAUGUACCCUCCGAGCUUGCCGAGCCCACCGCUCAUCGACUCCGCGGACGCCCACCUGGCAGAGGACACGGAUGAGAACAUCGUCGUGGGGGAGGUGGACGUUCUGCUGACGCAGGGGAGCAAGGAGAUCAAUCUCAAGGACGAGAGGUGGAAGUCAGUGAAGGGCAAGAGGAUGAUCGAGAAGGCCUGCGAGAAGGAGAUGGGAAGCCUGAUGCACGAGACCAAGGUCUGGCGACCGAUGGAUCUGGAGACGUCGAGGGUGCUGGAGACCCAAGUGCCAGAGCGCAUUUUGCGCCCGAGGCCGGUGCUGACGCGGCGAGCUGGUGACGACGGCGAGGACGAGGUCUAG
Prorocentrum cordatum is the source of this 3168-nucleotide messenger RNA. The record is from the annotation of a GenBank genome assembly. NCBI's taxonomy places the organism in Eukaryota, Dinophyceae, Prorocentrales, Prorocentraceae.